GACAGGCAGUUACAUUUCACCUGAAGCUAUCAUAUCUAGAUAUUGACAAUCAAAACAAAUCAAAAAUUACAUUUUAAUGAUAAAAAAUCACUUCUUAAUAUGUUACUUAUGAUACUUAUAUUUAUACUUUCUCCUAGUAAUGUUAAUCUCCACCAAAUAAAUGUGGUUAGGUGCAAGUCUCAACUUCCGGCCACAUGAAAAAAAAAUUCGGAGCAUUUCAACAAAUUGCAAUAAAUCAUGCCUAAGAGGAAGACAGGGGCGCGUAAGAAAGCUGAAAAACAAAGGGAACGACAGAAGGAUAUCAGGAAUCAAGAAAGACCAUUGACUAAAUAUCCUUGUAACGAAAUGAUGGAAUGUGACUCAUGCAAGAGACGUCAGAAGAAUCGAGCUUUCUGCUAUUUCUGCCAGUCCGUCCAAAGACUUCCAAUGUGUGGACACUGCGGCAAGACAAAAUGCAUGAUGAAAUCUGGAGAUUGUAUUAUUAAACAUGGUGGCCAGUAUGCGACUGGAAUGGCCAUGGUGGGAGCAGUAUGUGAUUUCUGUGAGGCCUGGGUCUGUCAUGGAAGGAAAUGUGUGACCACUCAUGCUUGUACCUGUCCAUUGAUAGAUGCUGAUUGUCUGGAAUGUCAACGUGGAGUCUGGGAUCAUGGAGGCAGGAUUCUAAAAUGCUCAUUUUGCAAUAGCUUCCUUUGUGAAGAUGACCAGUUUGAACAUCAGGCCAGUUGUCAGAAACUGGAGGCAGAGAACUACAAAUGUCUAUCAUGUAAUCGCCUUGGUCAGUUCUCUUGUUUGAGGUGCAAAGUAUGUUACUGCGAUGACCAUGUAAGGAGAAAGGGGGUGAAGUACAAUAAGGGACAAGCUUUUCCAUGUCCCAAGUGUGGCCAUGAGACGAAAGAGACCAAGGAUUAUUCAAUGUCAACGAGGACUUAUGAUUUUGGACGCCAGACAAAGUUUGAAUCUGAUAUGAAUGCCAGUCGCUGGGGCAAUGUUGAUGCUAACACCUAUGGUGGGGGUGGCGGAGGUGCAUCUGGUGGGGACUUUAGUUAUGGAAACUACACCAACUAUAACGAUGAUGAUGAUGAUGACGAUGAUGAUUCAGAUUAUGAUCCAGACAAUGAUGAAGAAGACGACGAUGAUGAAUAUGACGAAGAUGAACAAGAAAGUGACUCUAAUAGCAAAGCUACGGAAAACAACUUAGUCGAAGCUGCCAAAAAGAUUUCUAUAUCUAAAUGA
This is a messenger RNA of Owenia fusiformis, 1233 nucleotides long. The record is from the annotation of a GenBank genome assembly. Lineage: Eukaryota; Metazoa; Annelida; Polychaeta; Sabellida; Oweniidae.